GAAAGGAGGGAGGGGCCAGCGGGUGAGUCACCCAGCCUUGGGCCACUCCAAGUGCCCCCUCUCCAGCGCUACUACUCCAGUCACCUCGCCCUCCCCUCCCCCCUUUCCUGUCUGCCUUCCUGUUUCCUGCAGUGUGUGUGUGAGUGUGCGUGAGUGUGUGUUGAGCAGUGCAGCUGUUCGGGUGAAUGGCACUUGAGGGCAGAUUAAGCCCAAGGCCCGUCUAUCUCUUCUCGAAUGCGAAUUGCAUUCUUCGUGGAGCGCAAGUCUGGGUGGCUCCAGGGGCACUGGAGAGCUCCUGGUGGCGUUCUUCUGUCCGGCGUCGAUCUGACAGCGCGCCGACCGCGGGCGGUUGGCUGCACUGAUUGUCACACUCAUUUUGAAACGGAGCCCAGCAAGGCAGCCGAUGUGUAGCAGCCGACCCUUAACUUUCUGCUUUGUUUUUGACCACGGAGAGUUGCUCUGAGCACAAUUAUGCAGCCGUUUUUCUAGCCGUUGGUGCAAAAAUAUUCCUCGUGAACGUGACGACAAGAAACAACCGCCAUGGUUUAUCAUUGGCAAUCACACAGCGUCAAGCUGUGUGGUGUUGAUGAUAUGGUACUCUUACCAAGGUUGACAGAAGAUGCCAUUGUGGACAAUUUGAAGAAAAGAUUUCUUGAUGACUACAUAUUUACUUCUAUUGGUCCUGUGCUUAUAUCUGUGAAUCCAUUCAAGCAAAUGAAAUAUUUUGGGGAUAAAGAAAUAGAACAAUAUCAAGGAGCUGCAUUGUAUGAAAACCCUCCUCAUGUUUUUGGUCUGAGUGAUCAAAUGUUUCGUAAUUUGUUGAUUGAUGCUGAAAGUCAAUGUGUUAUUAUUAGUGGAGAGUCAGGUGCUGGAAAGACAGUGGCAGCCCGCUACAUUAUGAGCUACAUUGCUCGUAUUUCUGGAGGCUCUGAUAAAGUACAACAUGUUAAGGAUAUUGUUUUAAAUUCUAAUCCUUUGUUAGAAGCAUUUGGAAAUGCCAAAACAAUACGUAACAAUAACUCUAGUCGAUUU
Frankliniella occidentalis (western flower thrips) is the source of this 1032-nucleotide messenger RNA. Its product is annotated as unconventional myosin-Ie-like. Gene Ontology annotation, cellular component: cytoplasm; vesicle; myosin complex. Gene Ontology annotation, biological process: vesicle transport along actin filament; actin filament organization. The record is from RefSeq and is a predicted model, not a curated record. NCBI's taxonomy places the organism in Eukaryota, Metazoa, Arthropoda, Insecta, Thysanoptera, Thripidae. Gene Ontology annotation, molecular function: microfilament motor activity; ATP binding; actin filament binding.